Messenger RNA from Trypanosoma rangeli, 1239 nucleotides. RefSeq lists its product as uncharacterized. Bases 1 to 1239 code for a protein of 412 amino acids. The transcript has a single exon. The record is from RefSeq and is a predicted model, not a curated record. NCBI's taxonomy places the organism in Eukaryota, Euglenozoa, Kinetoplastea, Trypanosomatida, Trypanosomatidae.
AUGGCGCCUUGUGGCGGCAACGCCGUCACGGGGCCUGAGAGCGUCGCGGCAAGGCGGCUUGAUUUUUAUCUCCCGCCACCCGACCACCGCGCGUACCGCCGUGGGAAGAUUCAACUUCUGCGUGACCACAUCACCGCGUGGCGCCAUCAGCCACGGUGUGGCGUUGGUCAGGCCUUCUCUAGAGGGGCCAGUGCAAGCGGGAAGCUGGGAGGGGUUGUGGCGGACCCGCCGCUAUGGAACGCGGCUAACGUUGUGCCCCCGCAUCGGAAUGUGUCACGACACGAGAAGGUUCUCCUCCUGUCGCAGGUGUCGCAGAUGCCGCGGAGCGGGCGACGCACCCCUUCCACAGCCCCGCACGGCGACUCCCACGAGAGACCGUUGCGCCUGACAGGCUACGCCAAUACGCUUAAUAACAACAACAGCCACGCGGGGCCGAUUCUCGGCCGAGUGACGGAGGUCCCGUACUUUCACGACCAGGCCGUCUUUUGUCUGCCGCGAGACACGCGUGUUGCCGCUGCGACGGCUUCUACCUUCACUGCCGCUGCUGCUCCUCCUGGUGCUUUGGACGACAACGGGGCUCCCCAGACGGAGCCGAGUGUGCUCUUUUGCUACGGUGUCACUUCCAACACAGAGGAGAUGUCACAAUGCCGCGAGCAAGCGAACCCCACAGAGAGAGCAGUCAACGGUGAGGCGACGCCCCUCGUAAAGAGUACAAUUAGCAGCAGCUCUUUCAAGAGCCCAUCCUCUUUCUCUUUUUCCUUGCUGAAGUUGCACGACUUCAGGGCGGCGUCGGGGUUGGACUCAGCGAAACACAACAGUCUCAAGGUGGAUUCGUCCUUUGCUGCGAGGACGCAAUGCGUGGAGUUGGCCAUGGCCGUGCAUGCGGAGCGGACGCGGCGGACCUCGUCAAUGCAGCGGAUGCGCAGCGAGGGCGCACAUCAGCGCGUGCUUGAGCGGACGAUGGAGAUACCCAUUGACUGGAGAGAGUUUGAGCGUUUGUGCCCGGGCAGCAGGACGUUUCCCCCUACCACACUGUCUGAGAAGCGCUCUAGUACCCCAAGCCUCGGCCACACCCGCCUCACCGCGGCGUCUGCCACUGGCGCGGAGGGGCGAGGGCCAAUGCGGCUCUACAACAUCUGCAUAAAGAGGCGUGUGGCGAACAUGGAGGGGUCGAUGGAGAGCGCAUCCACUUUUCCACGUCUUGGGACCCGCGUGGUACUCUCUAAGUCGUGGGUGUAA